UGCUUUGUUGUAGUUACAUUUCUUUUUGUGUUAUGCCUCUUUAAGGUGUUAUUUUGUACAGACAGGGUAUAAUAGUUUUAAAGUGGUGUCUUUUUUAGUCAUGUAAAGUUAAACUAUAGUUCGUACUUUGAGUGAGAAUCUGUAUACAAUACAUGGAUAACUGAUGCGCAUGCGCAGAACGCCGCUCGCGUCACCGCUAAACAAACAUUAGCUACAGUUAAGUCAAGGCUAAAGCUAAAGCAGCUAAAGCUAAAAUGCCCCGGCGAUCUUUCACAGCAGCAUUCAAACUCUCCGUCUGCCGGUAUGCAGAAGACUUUGGGAACCGGGCAGCAGGACGGCAGCACGGUGUGGACGAGUCAAUCAUCCGGCGUUGGAGAGCGGACAUCGGCAAGUUGACGGCCAUGCCUAGAUCGAAGAAGGCGAUGAGGGGCAGAGCUGCUAAGUGGCCGUCGUUGGAGGAGAAAGUCAUCGCCUGGGUUCGUGAAAAACGUAGCGAGGGUCACGCACUAACAACUGUAGAGCUAUGCAUCAAGGCAAGGUGCAUUGCAGAGGCUGACGGGAUCCCUGAUUUCAUUGGGUCUAAGAUGUGGGCUUUUCGGUUCAUGGCCCGUCACAACAUGUCAAUGCGGCGGCGAACCCACAUCUCCCAUCGACUUCCCGACGAUUUCGAUAACAAGAUUACCAAGUUCCAGCGAUACAUCAUCAAACAACGGCAGCUGCAUGACUACCCUCUGAGCCGUAUCGGCAACGCAGAUCAAAUGCCGCUCACGUUCGAUCUUCCAAGGGGCACCACAAUCGCCAGGAAGGCAGAGAGGUCGGUCAGCGUCAUCAGCACGGGGCACGAGAAAGAUCGCUUCACGGUGAUGCUUUCAUGCACAGCUGACGGCGGCAAGCUCCCUCCCUACGUGGUUUUCAAACGAAAGACCCUGCCGAAAGAGAAGUUUCCAACGGGAGUCAUCGUGAGGGCCCAGGAGAAAGGCUGUUUUGACGAAGAUAUCACCAAGGACUGGAUCAAGAAUGUCUGGGCAAAAAGGGUCGGCGGCAUCACCAACCGACGCAGCAUGCUUGUGCUAGACACUUUCCGUUGCCACAAGACGGAGCAGACCAAAGCCCUUCUUGCCGCCAAGAACGUGGAUCUAGUCGUCAUUCCGGGUGGUAUGACUUCAUUACUACAGCCCCUUGAUGUCAGUGUCAACAAACACUUCAAGGAUGCGCUCCGCCAGCGGUGGUCAGCUUGGAUGCAGGAGGGGAAGAAGACGUUUACGAAGUCUGGUCGACAACAGAAAGCUGAUCUACCGACGGUCUGCCGAUGGGUGCUGGAGGCUUGGAACAGCAUCUCCUCUGAUCAGAUUCAACGUGCAUUCUUGAAGUGCUGCAUCUCCAACAGCCUCGAUGGAAUAGCAGAUGAUAUCAUCUGGGAGGAGCAAGAAGUCGAGCAGGACUCCGGCUCAGACGACGAGAGGGUGGAGGUCAGACCCAGGAUGACAUGUCCCUUCCUGGUCGUAGUGGCGAUAGACUUCGGGACAACCUCGAGCGGCUAUGCUUUCAGCUUCACACAGGACUCGGAAAUCAUCCGCAUGAUGAAGCGAUGGGAGGGCGGGGACCCCGGUGUAGCCAAUCAGAAGAGCCCCACGUGCCUGCUGCUGACUCCCGAUUUGCGCUUCCACAGUUUUGGGUUUGCGGCGCGAGACUUUUACCAUGACCUGGAUCCAGAUGAGGCAUGGCAUUGGCUGUACUUUGAUAAAUUCAAGAUGAAGAUCCACAGUACUUGUGAUCUCACUGUAGAAACAGAGCUGGAGGCCGUCAACGGUCGGAGGGUCCGAGCCAUCGAGGUGUUCGCUCAUGUCCUGCGCUUCUUCAGGGAGCAUGCCCUGAAGGAGGUGAAGGAGCAGUCCUCGUGCGUGAUGGAGGGGGAGGAGAUCCGAUGGGUGAUCACUGUGCCCGCCGUGUGGAGACAGCCUGCCAAGCAGUUUAUGAGAGAGGCUGCAUACCUGGCUGGUCUGGUGUCCCCUGACUGUCCCGAGCAGCUCCUCAUCGCUCUCGAACCAGAGGCCGCCUCCAUAUACUGUCGCAAGCUGCGCCUGCAUCAGGUGAUAGACCUCAGCCUGCAACCAAUCGCAAAUGGGGUGGACGUCAAUGGAUCACGGCCGUUUGACUCCGGCUUCAGACAAGUGAGGGAGCAGUUGAGGCGAUCCAGACACAGCAGGACCUUCAUGGUGGAGAGUGGAACCGGAGAGCUGUGGUCCGAGCUGCAGACGGGUGACAAGUACAUCGUAGCAGACUGCGGAGGAGGAACAGUCGAUCUGACAGUCCAUCAAAUCGAUCAGCCUCUGGGAACUCUUAAAGAGCUCUACAAGGCCUCAGGUGGUCCAUAUGGUGCUGUUGGCGUGGACCUGGCCUUUGAGGCCAUGCUCUGCCAGAUCUUUGGUGAAGAUUUCAUCCAGAGCUUCAAAGAUAAGCGGCCAGCCGCCUGGGUGGACCUCAACAUUGCAUUUGAGGCCAGGAAGCGGACGGCAGCGCCGGGCAGGGCCAACGCCCUCAACAUCUCCCUGCCCUUCUCUUUCAUCGACUACUACAAGAGACACAGGGGCCAGAGCGUGGAGGCUGCCCUGAGGAAGAGCAACAUGAACAUUGUCAAGUGGUCAUCCCAGGGGAUGCUGCGACUCACCCAAGAGGCCAUGAACGAGCUCUUCCAUCCCACCAUCUCUAAUAUUGUCCGACACAUUGACGAGCUGAUGUCCAAGCCGGAGGUACGAGGCGUGCGUUUCCUCUUCCUGGUGGGCGGUUUUGCAGAGUCGCCCAUGCUGCAGAGAGCUGUCCAAAAAGCACUGGGCCGCACGUGCCGCAUCAUCAUCCCACAUGACGUUGGUCUGACCAUCCUGAAGGGAGCGGUGCUGUUUGGGCUGGACCCCACCGUGGUGCGAGUGCGUCGAUGCCCGCUGACAUAUGGUGUGGGUGUCUUGAACCGCUUUGUGGAGGGACGCCACCCACGGGACAAGCUCCUCAUCAAGGAUGAGCGCAAGUGGUGCACAGACAUCUUGGACCGCUUUGUGUCCGUGGACCAGUCGGUGGCUCUGGGCGAGGUGGUGAGAAGGAGAUACACGCCGGCUCGCCGCGGCCAAAGGAAGAUCAUCAUCAACAUCUACUGCAGCACCACGGAUGAUGUGACAUACAUCUCUGACCCGGGGGUCAGGAAAUGCGGGAUGAUCACUUUGGACCUGCCUGAGCCGUCACCACCAGCAGCAGCAUUAGGGGGAGCAGGAGGCCCGGCAAGGAGGGAGAUCAGGGUCACCAUGCAGUUUGGAGAUACAGAGAUCAAGGUUACAGCCGUGGAUGUCAUGUCCAAACGCUCCGUUAAGGCUUCCGUUGACUUCCUGUCUAACUGAAGUAUCACAACACCAGCUGACAGGAGGAUUUUUGCAAAAAGUGACAGUGUUGUUUUGAACUUCCGAUUAGAAUCCAAUAAUGGACGUUUGAAGACUAUUACUCCAGAAUACUACCUAGAGUCAAACGAGUCCAUGUUUUAAUCUAAGUAUGCAGUGUACCCUCAUUUAUCACAGGGGGAUAGGUUCCCAAAAUAGCCGGCAAGAAGUGAAAUUUGCAAAGUAGCCAACUUAAUUUUUUUACAAUUAUAUGUUUUAAGGCUGUAAACCCCCUCACCAUACACUUUAUACACUUUUCUCAAACAGCCAUUCACAUUUUCUCACAUUUUAAUAUCAACCUACGAAAUUGGACACAAGAAAUUAUUAAGAGAAGCAUAUUUCACUCCUCUGACCGUGCCUCUUCGUCCUGGGGCUGCUUGCUGAAGCGUUUUUGUAUCCUUGUUAAAACAUGUUGCUGCAUCCUCGUUCUCCUCCAACUGAAGAUUCACUGACAGUGUUCCGCAAUGGCGCCCUAAGGCCGUGUAACAUCUACCUUCCUUCAGCAUGUCCACAAGUCCCAACUUUGUGGUGGUUAGCAUCUUCUUCUGCCUGUUGGGUGCGGAACGUUUCGUCGACAUUGUGGGUUUUGACGAGGAGAAAACGUGCAAACAUACAGAGUUCUGAGUCUCUGCAAGCGGUUUGCUAGCGAUCAGACAACAGAAAACACGGCCACUCCCUUAGCCAAUAAGGACGCAGAAGACAAUGGGCGGGUUCUCCCUUAGCUAAUCAGGACGUAGAACACAAUGCACGUUCAUAUGCUGUAAAAAAAAAAAAAAAACAAAAAUUGCACAAAAAAAACUCACUAAACAGCGAGCGCCCCGAAAGGUGAACCGCGAUGGAGGGAACACUGUACAGUACAUCGUUACUGUAGGCUACUACCAAUCAGUCUUGCCAGUGCGCCACUAAGUGGCAGAAAGAAACUACAAAAACGCAUUCAAUGCAUCUUGAUAUCCUGAUAGGCAUCUCUCAGUAAUGUGCUAUGUCAUGUUUAAGUACUGGUAUAGCCCAAAUCAAAGCUCUUGACACCCCACACUGUUUUAUUUUCCAUAAUAGUAUAUAUUUUUUUAACCAAGACCUUUUCAGGUUUCCUUGAGUGGGGCUGCUAUGUGGGUGAUUCUUGUCCAGAUGUAAAAAUAACACGCUGCGGUUAAGUCGCCGUCUGAAUCUGUGCAUUUAUUAAGAAUGGUCCAAUAAAUAUGCAAGCAGUUAACGAAUGUGUAAGCACUUCACAUUUCAGUGCAUCUCUUUCCAUCAUUGUCACAAAGAUGAGAACUUAGAGCAGCUCCAGCCUUGCAGGAGAAGAACUGGGCCAGAGGUGGAAAGGAUUGUGAUAACAUGAUAAUGUUGUUAGUCACACACCAUUACGCCAAAACUCAGAUGGAAAAAUAAUUAAUACAUGAAAUGUAUAAAAAUGGGCUGCUUUUGAUGACACCUGUUUGCUAUGAGUGGGUAACUACAAACUUGGGCAAUGAUAAUCCAAAUGCUCACAUCUCUAAUAUUGAGACUUCAAAGCUUGAUAUUAACUGGGUGUUAGUGCGCAUGGGGUCUCCCGCGGCCUCUGCCCCGUCCAGCACCGCCUGGCGGUCCGUCCACACUGCUGCGUGGGUUCUUGAUGGUCUCGUCGACUGACAGGAUGAGGCACGCCGCCUCUGAGGCUGCAGUCAGAGCGUUGAUACGAACAAUCGACGGCUCCCACACGCAGGCAGUAAAGUUGUCUGCGAUGUCCUCGUUGUUGAUGUCCACGCCAUACCACAUUCCGCCCUGCAGAAGAACCAAGCCUCAAAUCCGGAAUGCAUUUGGAGGCCCACAUGGUGCCCUUUUGUGGAAACGAUUCCUACCUGAGCGUGUUUAGCGCGCAGCUUGUUGAGGAUGUUGGUGGCGUCGAAGCCGGCGUUGUCACACAGCUGUCUGGGGAUGACCUCCAGGGCCUUAGCGUAUGCACCUAUCAAAAGCUGCUGCUUGCCUGGAAUGGUUCUAGAAUAAUCCCUCAGGUACUUGGACAGCUCCAUCUCCACGGCGCCGCCUCCUGCGACAACAGAGUCAUUCUGGAACAAAAGUUGGACACUCAGCGUCACAGAGCAACAAAUAGCCGUCCUCAUAGCAGAAGCCAACUUUCAUGAUCUCAUUCAUUCAUGUUCUCACCUUGAUGGCUCUGCGCACAAUCAUGAUGGCGUCAUGCAGCGAUCGCUCCGUCUCCUCUGUGAACUGUUCUGCGCCGCCCCUCAGGAUGAUGGUGCACGUCUUGGCCUUGGGACAUCCCUUGAAGAAGUUAUACCUACAAAAAACAAAAACACCUAAGUUGUCAUCUGCUGCUGCAGGAAGCUGUUUAGUGUGUGUGUGGGUUUGUCUUGCUUCACCUUUCUCCUCCCACCUGCACCUCCUCAAAGAGCUCACACUGGCCCAGGACGUCGUCUGUCAUAUUACCUACUGAUGUCUGAAUGGAGCCCCCGCAGGCCUGGAGAUCACAUUACACAAAUGAGCUGCUUUACGUUGUUCUUUAUAUCAAUUUUGCCUCACCAUCAUGGUCCUCUUCAGGUCUUCCUCCUGGACCCUUCCAGCACAGAACAAGUCUCUGUCAGCAAAGUACUGAGUGGCCACGUCCCCAAUGGGCAGUUUGGACAGAACCACCUUGGCUCCUGACUGGUAGAUCUUCUCCAGCUUGUCGUAAAGAAUGUUCCACUCUGCGUCUACAAUAGCUUGGUAGUCCUGAAGACGGGGAGGAUGAUUACUACUUUAGGCAGGGCA
Molecule: messenger RNA, 6167 nt
Organism: Dunckerocampus dactyliophorus (ringed pipefish)
Lineage: Eukaryota; Metazoa; Chordata; Actinopteri; Syngnathiformes; Syngnathidae
Gene: hspa12b
Product: heat shock protein 12B
Exons: 12
Coding region: 255-3386 (1043 amino acids)
Molecular function (GO): nucleic acid binding
Source: RefSeq, a predicted model, not a curated record